AUGGCGUCGUUGUCUACCCCAUCCAGAGUUUUGAGGUCGCUAGCUAGGGAGCUGAAGGCCAUUUAUAAACAGGAGAAACUCAGUGAGGUACCUGCUUAUGCUUACCUCCAUGAUCAGCUACGUAGUUUUCAAGUGACGGGAGAGAAAAUUUGCAGAGCUCAGCAUGAAGUUGAAUAUGUUGCACGAACCUACCUUUGCUACUUAGAAAGCACAAGAAAACAAGAGGAACUUAGUAACCUGUACAGGGGGAGAGGUGAGCGAAGCAUUGAGAGCAGCGCUGAGAUAGUUGGUCUGAAGUUACCCAAGUUGUACUCAGAAGAUCUUCAGCCAAAGCCACCCCAGGCAUGA
This is a messenger RNA of Candidula unifasciata, 348 nucleotides long. The record is from the annotation of a GenBank genome assembly. Lineage: Eukaryota; Metazoa; Mollusca; Gastropoda; Stylommatophora; Geomitridae.